UCCAGCUCUAUCACACAGCCCGUCAAAAAAAAAUCUUUUUCCGCAGCGAAAAACGAAUUUUCUCGCUCGCCCAUCAAUAUUUUUUUGUUAUUUUUUGGGAAAUUGUCGGCCACAAUUGGAGGUAACAAAAGGAGGCGUGCGUGAAAGUCCAGGGCCGCUAGUUUUCACCGGAGAGCGAAGAGCGUGGAAAACUGCCGCCAGCACAUCCCCAUUCCCAAUUGGACCCGACUAGGAGAGGAGUGAGUUCCAAUAGGAGUACCGCACCGCAGAGUCAAAAACAAACAACAAAAACAACAUCAUGGCGCUGGACAGUGGGACGCAAACGAAUGCGCUGACAUCAUCCUUCACCACCAAGAAAAAGGAUCCGGCUGCGGAAAAGGAAAACCUAUGGUCAGCGAUAUUGAAUGAAGUACAAACACAGGGCAGCACAAAACUUCCAUCAAACAAAUCUGUACUAGUAUUAGGCGACAAUGCCACCGGAAAGACGACACUCAUUGCGAAACUGCAGGGCGUCGAGGAUCCGAAGAAGGGUUCCGGCCUGGAGUAUGCCUACAUCGAUGUCAAGGACGAGUACAGAGACGACAUGACGCGUUUGGGCGUUUGGGUCCUGGACGGCGAUCCAGGACACACAAACCUGCUACACUAUGCGCUCAACGAAACGAACUAUGCACACACUCUCGUCAUCCUCACCGUCUCGAUGACGCAGCCGUGGGGCUGGCUGGAGCAGCUUAACCAGUGGAUUAAGGUCCUGGGACAGCACAUCGAGAGCCUGCAGCUGGACGCCAAAGAGAAGGAGGCGGCCCGCCAGCGACUGGCCACCACGUGGCAGAGCUACUGCGAGGUGGGCGACGACCUGGACCCGGGCUCCCCGGUCAAGCGGACAAUGCGCAACAACUCGAUCGACGAGGACGACCUGCUGCCGCUGACGGAGGACGCACUAAUUACAAAUCUAGGCCUCGACAUCGUUGUUGUGGUCACAAAGACGGACUACAUGACCACGCUGGAGAAGGAGUACGAGUAUCGCGACGAGCACUUCGACUUCAUCCAGCAGUGGAUACGUAACUUCUGCCUGCGGCACGGUACCUCGCUGUUCUACACGAGCGUCAAAGAAGACAAAAACUGUGAUAUGCUCUACAAAUAUCUGACGCAUCGAAUUUAUGGUCUACCAUUCCGUACGCCAGCGCUAGUCGUUGAAAAGGAUGCGGUACUCAUUCCGGCUGGCUGGGAUAGCCUGAAGAAGAUUAGUAUUUUGUACGAGAAUAUGCAUGGAGUCAAGGCCGAGAAUCCCUACACAGACAUUAUAAAAUCGCCACCGACUAGAAAGGCGGUUUCCAAUCGCGAGGCGGAAGUGCAGACGGAGGACGAGCAGGCCUUCCUGGCCCGCCAGCAGGAGAUCCUCAAGCAGGGCGACCAGGUGCGCGGAGAGUCGCCUCUGCGAUCGCAGGGUGUGGGCAGCAACAAGAGCGGACCCCGAACGCCAGGCACCACCGGGCAGAGUUCGCCCAAGAAGAUUGAUCCCAAGCUGACGCCAGCCACGCCCGGCACCGAGGGCGUUCUGGCCAACUUCUUCAACUCGCUGCUGCACAAAAAGUCGGGCAGUCCGGCGAGCGGCGGUUCGGGCGGAGCCGGCAGUCCGGCGGGACCGGGUCGCACUGCCAACGGUACGGAUGCAAUGAUGACGCCCGAGAAGCUGGCCGUGCGCACGGAUGCGGCUGCCGAGCUGGACCGGUUAUCGCGCAGCGUGAAGAAAGAGAUUGACCUGUCUCAGAGUGAGUGUUGAGCCGCAGUCAACUAGCAGCAGCAACACAGACACCACAGAGAAACACCAGCGGAAGCAGCAACAACAGAACCAGAUCAACAUGAAAACGUUAUUUAAGCAUAAAGUGAAGGGCAGAGACUCGUAGAAAAGGCAGGACCAGUAGUGCUGGAGGAGUGCUGAGGGAAACCACAAUUUGAAACAGCUUUUAGAUCAUUCAAUGGUCUGCCAGUUGGUGUAAAGGCUCUGAUCAGUUUGGGCGUAUAGUAUUCAAAAGGGAAACUCUUAAAUUGUUAGCCAAGUAUUCAAAUCUUUGUGAGGUUUAGUGAUGAUUUAAACUAAUGUGAACUCUGUCAAGAAAAACGGUUUGAAUGUUAUUAGAUUGUUUACCAAGAGAGCUUCAUAGAGCUGUAAGACCUUAAAACAAAGUCAAUGGCAGGUUUCUAAAACUUUGGAAACACAAAUUCCGCCUUGCGACCUUCCCCAAAAACUGAUCGAUGCCUGAAGAUUUCACAUUAACUUUUCAACAAACUUCCUGGAACUCAUUUGAUGAGUUUCAUGACUACGAGUGAUUCUUUACGAGCCUCCUGCGGCAUACUCAAAAACUUUCGAUAGGAAAUGAAACAAAAGAGAAAACAAAAACUAGGAUUGAGAAACAUAAAACGAUGAACAAGAGAUGAGACAUUCACCACUUAAUGGUUUAGCUUAGCGAAAAGUUUGCUAUUUGAAGAAAGGAUAUUGUCUGCGAGGCAUAUUGUACUCCUCCCCGCGCAGCUCACCCACUCUGCAUGUGUUUAAAGGGCCUUGGCGAAAGAGAGGGGAUAAUGAUAAGGAUAAUGUGAAGUAGUUUUUUUUUCGUUCGCGGGUCCACACACACAUUUGUAUAAUAAAUUAUUUAAAACGCUGUAAAAUGUAAUUAACAAACGGCAGACAAACGAGAGAUUCAAACAGUCCAAGAUCCCUGCGAUGAGGAUGGUAUGCGCCUAGCUUGUAUGUACUUUUUAAUUAUAUUAAUUAAUUACACACCCACUCACACUUGUGUUGAUUCGGUAGGCGAAACGUUUACAUUAGUAUUUAUAACAGGAGAGAUCGAGGAGCUCCUUUGUCGUGUGUACAUUUUUAGUUAACCCACGAUUUUCGUUCAUUUUUUUUUUGCUUUUGUUCACCAACCAACCAACGAAACCAAUUGUAAUUAAUUUUAAACCUUAAUCCCUUCGAUUUUAAUGUAGACCCCUCGCGUUAUCCGCUCAAGAAGAGAGACAACUAUAAGCCUC
This is a messenger RNA of Drosophila rhopaloa, 3030 nucleotides long. It is a transcript of the gene Dlic, whose product is annotated as cytoplasmic dynein 1 light intermediate chain 1. Bases 299 to 1780 code for a protein of 493 amino acids. Gene Ontology annotation, cellular component: cytoplasmic dynein complex; centrosome. The record is from RefSeq and is a predicted model, not a curated record. Gene Ontology annotation, biological process: microtubule cytoskeleton organization; microtubule-based movement. Lineage: Eukaryota; Metazoa; Arthropoda; Insecta; Diptera; Drosophilidae. Gene Ontology annotation, molecular function: dynein heavy chain binding. The transcript has 8 exons.